AUGGCUCUUACUGAUGAACAGAAAAAACGAAUUGAGGCCAAUCGGAAAAAGGCUUUGGAGAGGUUGCACCAGAUAAAGAACAAGGGCAAAGUUUCGCCGCCACCCACAUCUGAAACGUCAACCGCCGGCACAAACAGCAAAAGUGGAGCUACUUCGCUACUUUUGGGUCAAAACAAUAGUUUCCGCGAUGCCUCGAGCCAUACGGUGCCCGAAGUCAACGAAUCUGACCGGAAACGGUUCAAAACCGAACAGAAAAUGCCCAGCAUUCGCUCGAAAGAUUACAUUGAGUACGAUUUUUCGACCAUGAAGGAUAGCCGAGGAGGUUUUCUUGACCAGACAGACUCGACCGGUUUCGGGAAGCCCGAUGAGGAGCCUCUCAGUCUCCAGGAAUGGAAAGAGAAGCAGAAGAAGGAACAGGUAGUCAAGGACCUUGCGCCGCCGCUCGACCUAGAAAACGCACCCAAGUGUGCGGAAUGCGAAUCGCUCGAAGUGGACCCAAACUUUUAUACGAACUUUAAGGUGUCUGUGUGUCGGCGCUGUAAGAAGGAGAAUCCAGAUAAAUACUCGCUUCUAACGAAAACCGAGUGUCGCGAGGACUAUCUACUAACCGACCCGGAGCUCCGAGACACCAAUCUUUUGAAUCGUAUUGAGAAGCCCAAUCCUCACGGAUUUCUGCGGAUGCAAUUGUUUCUACGAAUGCAGGUGGAAGAGUAUGCGUGGAAGAAAUGGGGCUCGGCUGAGGGCUUGGACCAAGAAUGGGAGAAGAGAGAACGUGCGCGUCUCGACCGGAAGGAAAAGCGAUACCAGACCAAGCUCAAAGAAAUGCGGAAACGGACUCGUGCUGAGGAGUACACUCGAAAGUUGAGAAACGGACAGCUGAUCAACGAGCGACACGAACAUCUGUGGUCUGCGCCAAUGGCCAUCAAGGGGUCUGAGAACAUGAUCAAGCGGCGGUGUAUUGACUGUGGAAUCGAGACAGAAGAGGUGGUGAUAUAG
Australozyma saopauloensis is the source of this 996-nucleotide messenger RNA. It is a transcript of the gene RAD14, whose product is annotated as Rad14p. Bases 1 to 996 code for a protein of 331 amino acids. Gene Ontology annotation, biological process: UV-damage excision repair; base-excision repair; nucleotide-excision repair involved in interstrand cross-link repair. The transcript has 2 exons. NCBI's taxonomy places the organism in Eukaryota, Fungi, Ascomycota, Pichiomycetes, Serinales, Metschnikowiaceae. Gene Ontology annotation, cellular component: nucleotide-excision repair factor 1 complex. Gene Ontology annotation, molecular function: damaged DNA binding. The record is from RefSeq and is a predicted model, not a curated record.